UGCAUUCACGGUGGAAUCACGUGAUCAAAUGGCGCUUCAUCUGUUGUUUUUGUGUUUGUUCUGUGUUUUAAAUGCCUCGUUUGCUCAGAUCUUCUCUGCGCUGUAUGAUGAGAAAACAUCCAAUCUGCUUCUAAAGGAGGGAUUUUACCCAAACUCUGUCGCAGUCGCCAAUUUCACAGACGACAUUCACAAAACCGGGUGGUCGUAUCUGGAGGUGAGCAGCAAUGGCAGUUAUAAUGACACCUUACAGGCGUAUGCUGCAGGACUCGUGGAGGCGUCUGUCACAACACCGCUCAUCUAUAAACACUGGAUGAACACACUGAUGGGGUACUGUGGAGCGUUCACUCAUGAGCCAGACUACUGUCAGCGUCUCAAACACUACAUCAACACAAACCUGCAGUGGAUCACACAACAGAUGGACACACACACAAACUCCUCAUACUGGCAUCAGGUGCGUUUGGCUUUGCUUCAGCUCAAGGGUUUGGAGGACGGCUAUAACGGGCAGGUGGAUUAUCCCAGCAGAAGUUUUUCCAUUGAUCCGUUUGGAUUCCUACUCUUUCAGAUGGGUGGAGAUUUAGAGGAUCUGGAGGCAGCAUUGAAUAAAUCCAGCGUUGUUCGGGCAAAGGGCUCCGGCUCCUGCUCCGCUCUCAUCAAACUCCUGCCAGAUAACAGAGAUUUACUGAUGUCACACGAUACCUGGAACAACUACCAGUCAAUGCUGAGGAUAUUAAAGAAAUACAACUUCACCUACCGCACCUCUCCAGACGGGAAGAGGGUCAUUCCUGGAAGAGUUCAAGCCUUCUCCUCGUAUCCCGGCAGUAUUUUCUCUGGAGAUGACUUCUAUAUCCUCAGCAGUGGUUUGGUUACCAUGGAAACGACGAUUGGCAACAGUAACGAUGAUCGGUGGAAGUUUGUGAAGCCUCAGGAUGCUGUCAUGGAGUGGCUGAGAAACAUCGUUGCCAAUCGGCUUGCUGAGAGCGGACCAGCGUGGGCCGACAUCUUCAGCAUGUACAACAGCGGAACGUACAAUAAUCAGUGGAUGAUAGUGGACUAUAAGCUCUUCACACCUGGAGAAAAACACUUGAAACAAGGACUGUUCACCGUCCUGGAGCAAAUACCUGGUAUGAUGGUAAACGCAGAUAAAACUGAAGAACUGUUGAAGAGCGGUUACUGGGCGAGCUACAACAUCCCAUAUUUUGAGGAGGUUUUCAAUGCGAGCGGAGGUCAAGAGCUGCUUCAGAAAUACGGAUUGUGGUUUUCCUUCAGUGAGAAUCCUCGAGCGCAGAUAUUCCGCAGAAAUCAAACUCUCAUCACUGACAUUGAGUCCAUGGUGCAACUUAUGAGGUAUAAUAACUAUAAGGAGGACCCUCUGUCCAUCUGUGAUGACUGUGUUCCAGUUCAGAACGGUGAGAACGCUAUCUCCGCUCGCUCUGAUCUCAAUCCUGCCAAUGGCACGUAUCCGUUUGGAGCUCUGAGGCAGCGGGCACACGGUGGAACUGACAUGAAGUUGACGGGUUAUGAGAUGAUGAAACACUUUGAGAUGUUGGCCGUGAGCGGUCCGGCGUGGGAUCAGGUGCCUGUGUUUCAGUGGAGCACUUCACCCUACAGUAAACUUCUUCAUAUGGGACAUCCGGACCGCUGGGACUUCAACACCGUUCACGUCAAAUGGUCAACAUAGAGGUUUAUUACAUCAUUCAUUCUUGAGAUAUAUAACACUCCAAGAUCUUCACUAAAGGGAACACAUGUGUAAAUAUUCCUCCGUUUGAAAUGAAAAUAAAGAUGAUUGUUUAAUAAUUAG
Molecule: messenger RNA, 1798 nt
Organism: Triplophysa dalaica
Lineage: Eukaryota; Metazoa; Chordata; Actinopteri; Cypriniformes; Nemacheilidae
Gene: plbd2
Product: phospholipase B domain containing 2
Exons: 12
Coding region: 29-1678 (549 amino acids)
Biological process (GO): phospholipid catabolic process
Cellular component (GO): extracellular region
Molecular function (GO): glycerophospholipase activity
Source: RefSeq, a predicted model, not a curated record